Messenger RNA from Entrophospora candida, 1026 nucleotides. Lineage: Eukaryota; Fungi; Glomeromycota; Glomeromycetes; Entrophosporales; Entrophosporaceae. The record is from the annotation of a GenBank genome assembly.
CUUGUCAACCCUUUUGGUGGUUCUUUUCCUCUCUGCAAUCGAGAAAUUACCUUCAAUACUUUAUGGAAUGGCACCUCAGGAAGAAAUGGUAUUCUUUCACGUUUUCAUAGCAACACAUCAGAUCGAACCUCACAUCCACUUCCUUUUCUGGCUUGUGGACCAGGAACUGGCAAAAGCAGAUUCCUUGAAGAAGUGGAAAGAUUGUUGGUAGCAAGAGCCAGUAAAUCUGACAAUGAAAGUGUUAAGAUGGCUUUCUCCAAUAUAGUUAUGGUAAAUACUACAUAUGGAAAUGGAACUCCAGCAAGCAAAUUUGAUGUGGAAAUUGGAGGAGAAGCAUCAUUAGCUGUUCGACUCAUUUAUCAACAUUUCAUCAGUUGUAACAAUCCAAAGAUUAGUUUUGGAGACUUUAUAAUGAAUGGAAAUGUAGGCCUCCUCCGCUUAACUACUGCAAUAAAUAUUGUGCUUUCAGAAAUGACAUCAAACAUUCAUGUAUUUGUUCUUGGUAUUGAUGAAAUAAAUUUACUUUACUCAUUUGAUCAACAAACUCUUCGUCAAGUAGUACAUGUGAUUGGUGGACUUUCUUGCAUGCGUUGGAAUAUAUUUUUCAUACCAAUUCUAUCUGGAACUAUCCAAGGUCCUAUGGAGGACCUUGUACAAGAAUCAACUUAUCUGCUUUUACAACUCCCACUACCUCUCCUUCCUGAUAAAGACAUGUUGUUCAUUGCCAGUUCACUUGGAUUUCCUAAUGAGUAUAUCUUGAAAAAUAAUGUAUUUCGACGCUGUCUUGCUGAUAUUGGUGGAAUGGCUCGAGCUAUGGAGUUCUUUUUCCAUCUCAUCAUUGAACAACAAACCCGCAAUAAGAAUGACUUGGAAAUUACUGACAAAACACAAAUCAACUUGCUAAAUUGUGUUGAUAUUGUGGAGGUAAUGGGUAAACUGAUGAUAGAUUUGACAGAAAAAUACCCUUUCAAAACAUAUUCACAAUUUGCAAUGCCAAUGCUGGCCAAUGCUAUUUUGGAAAAAUCA